CCUAAUCCCUGCACCGGACGGCUGAGACCGCCCCGCUCGCGGCGCCACCCGGCAUCUGACGGCCAAGGAGCGUCCAACUCGGCGCGAGACAUCCUUUAUAGAACCACCUCUCCGCGUCCAAGCGCCCACUCGCCGCCUCCCCCCCUCCCCCCCGCGUCGCCGUCGUCUCCCGUUCGGAACGCCAAGCUCCACUCCGGCGAAAUGGCCCCGAAGCGAGGUGGCAAGGCGCCGGUGCCGGCCAAGAAGAAAACAGAGAAGAUUACCAACCCGCUCUUUGAGAAGAGGCCGAAGCAGUUCGGUAUCGGCGGUGCGCUUCCGCCCAAGAAGGACCUGCACCGGUUCGUCAAGUGGCCCAAGGUCGUGCGCAUCCAGCGCCAGCGCCGUAUCCUCAAGCAGCGCCUCAAGGUGCCGCCGGCGCUCAACCAGUUUACCCGUACCCUCGACAAGAACCUCGCUACCAACUUGUUUAAGAUGCUUCUGAAGUACCGCCCUGAGGACAAGGCUGCCAAGAAGGAGAGACUUUUGAAGAGGGCUCAGGCUGAGAAUGAAGGGAAAACCGUUGAGGCUAAGAAACCAAUUGUCGUGAAGUAUGGCCUUAACCAUGUGACCUACCUCAUUGAGCAGAACAAGGCCCAGCUUGUUGUCAUCGCCCAUGAUGUGGAUCCGAUUGAGCUUGUUGUGUGGCUUCCAGCCCUGUGCAGGAAGAUGGAGGUCCCUUACUGCAUUGUUAAAGGAAAGGCUCGCCUUGGAUCGAUUGUUCACAAGAAGACCGCAUCCGUGCUGUGCCUUACCACUGUCAAGAACGAGGACAAGCUUGAGUUCAGCAAGAUCUUGGAGGCUAUUAAGGCAAACUUCAACGACAAGUUUGACGAGGUCAGGAAGAAGUGGGGAGGUGGCAUCAUGGGCUCCAAGUCGCAGGCCAAGACCAAGGCCAGGGAAAAGCUGCUCGCCAAGGAGGCCGCCCAGCGGAUGACCUAGAUUAUCUUAUUCUGAGUCCCGUCUGUAGUUCCUGUGCCGACCCGGAAAAGCUGAUGAGCAUUGUGCACUCGUAUUGUGGUUUCUGAAUCUAGUUUCACAUGUUUUCAUUCGCCAGACCAUGUCUAGAAACUUUGCAAGACAAGAGUUUACAGUGUUUAUGAGAUGUUUUGAGCCUCGAAGUCUCGUAUCA
Messenger RNA from Panicum virgatum (switchgrass), 1168 nucleotides. RefSeq names its product 60S ribosomal protein L7a-2. Gene Ontology annotation, biological process: ribosome biogenesis. Gene Ontology annotation, cellular component: ribonucleoprotein complex. The transcript is spliced from 7 exons. The record is from RefSeq and is a predicted model, not a curated record. NCBI's taxonomy places the organism in Eukaryota, Viridiplantae, Streptophyta, Magnoliopsida, Poales, Poaceae. Bases 202 to 978 code for a protein of 258 amino acids.